Messenger RNA from Mastomys coucha (southern multimammate mouse), 899 nucleotides. It is a transcript of the gene Tex50, whose product is annotated as testis expressed 50. The transcript has 4 exons. The record is from RefSeq and is a predicted model, not a curated record. Lineage: Eukaryota; Metazoa; Chordata; Mammalia; Rodentia; Muridae. Bases 204 to 728 code for a protein of 174 amino acids.
AUCAUCACAACACAGUACCUUGUCUUCCUUAAAGAGUUUCCCUGGCCCCUUUUCUGGGUCAGUAAUGAUGAGGGAGGACUUUGUAAUAAUUUUUUUCAGAAUCAGCCUUGCAUCUGAAAGGACAGGACAGAAAAACACAAAAUAAGCCAAAAAUAAAAGGCAAGCCAACCUGCUUGUGGAGCUCAUCACACAGCCAGAACUCUAUGAGAGAGAGUUUCUCCAUUUGUGACGGAACAACGUGGACAAAGGUCGGAUGGGAGAUUUUUCCAGAAGAAGUGCACUACUUGAAAGUGAAGGCUCCCCCGUCCCACUACCUACCUUAUCCUCUGGACAAACUCUGCUGCAACUUGGCUAACAUGGACCUAUUACAGAGUUCCUUACAUCUCAUUUAUACCUUAGCACAAGCUCUCUUCUUAAUCCUGUUUGUUUUAUCUGUACAUUACCUAUGGAUGAAAUGGACAAGACACCAAAAAAAGCUGAAAAAGCAAGCCUCUUUAGAGAAACUGAUGAACGACCGUGACCUGAGCCCAUUCAUCCAUGACUUUGAACAAAUACUCUGCAGGCUACUGACCAUGACAUCAAUGAUGUCCAAGUUCCUGAAGCAGACAAGGAAACUAGAAUUCAGAGAUGCUAAGAAACUUGGCUCAAGGAACACAGCCAGUAAUGAUGGAUGCAAGACACUAAUGAACAUGGGCAGCCUGACUCCUGAGCCCCUCCGCAUCUGCUAAGAAUGACAGCAACCUGCACUUCGGAACAAGCAGCCUAUGAUUUUAAGGAAUUUUCAUCAAACUCUGAGACCUUUAUUGUUAGCACAAUUAUCAAAAUCACUAACUAUAGCUGUGUAUACUUUGAUUUGGAAAUUAAUAUUUUGCAUUAAAGCUGAAGUAUGACUUACCACA